Helobdella robusta is the source of this 465-nucleotide messenger RNA. RefSeq lists its product as hypothetical. NCBI's taxonomy places the organism in Eukaryota, Metazoa, Annelida, Clitellata, Rhynchobdellida, Glossiphoniidae. The record is from RefSeq and is a predicted model, not a curated record. The transcript has 5 exons. Gene Ontology annotation, biological process: negative regulation of cytoplasmic stress granule assembly; positive regulation of intrinsic apoptotic signaling pathway. Gene Ontology annotation, cellular component: mitochondrion. The coding region runs from base 1 to 465 and encodes 154 amino acids. Gene Ontology annotation, molecular function: protein phosphatase binding; protein phosphatase inhibitor activity; pseudophosphatase activity.
AUGGUUUACUGGGUAAGUCCGAUAGGUCCGAACGAGUUGUUUAACAUGAUAAACAGGGAGUUUAAAUAUGCAUGCAUCACCGAUGUUAUGUUCCUACUGCUACUUGACGCGCGAGCCAAGGAGCAUUACAAUGAGAGUCACAUAAUCACCGCCAAACUUGCUCAAAGGGACAAGGAUGAAAUGUACACGGUGUCGUUGGACUACGAGUUGGAGUGCCGGACGAACAUCGUCGUUUACGAUCACUCUACCACCGAAUCCGACCUUAUAAACCAAGUUGUCACACCGGCUUUGCAGUGCGCCAAAACCAUGUGGGAGUGUAGCAAGCAGACGUCCAUACAAGUCUUAACAGGCGGCUACAAGGAUUUUUCUGCCUUCUACCCAUUCCUUAGGACAAGAAAACUAUUUUACUUGCCAAAGGCAUGUCUUAAAUUAAAAUUUACUCAUUUUGACAAAAAAUCAUCUUAA